Telopea speciosissima is the source of this 1341-nucleotide messenger RNA. RefSeq names its product F-box/FBD/LRR-repeat protein At1g13570-like. The record is from RefSeq and is a predicted model, not a curated record. The transcript is spliced from 4 exons. Lineage: Eukaryota; Viridiplantae; Streptophyta; Magnoliopsida; Proteales; Proteaceae. Bases 45 to 1289 code for a protein of 414 amino acids. Gene Ontology annotation, molecular function: protein binding.
GGUUUCAAUUACAAAGUAUUUAUCAAACUACUAACCAUUGCAGGAUGGAAAUGGCUGUGUGUUCAACUCAAGACAUUUUGAGUAAUUUUCCAGACAGUAUAUUAGAGAACAUCUGGUCACGUUUGUCAAUUAGAGAUGUGGUGAGGAGUAGUGUUCUAUCAACUAAUUGGAGAUACAAAUGGAUUUCAGUUCCACAUCUCAUAUUCAAUGAUGAAUGUAUACCAGCUGGUUCAGAUGGUUCAGUUGCUCAUGAUAAACUUGUGAAAAUUAUCAAUCAUGUUCUCGUAAUUCAUAGAGGACCAAUUUUGACAUUUAAGAUCACUAGUUCCCAUUUGAAAACCUGUUCAGAGAUAGACAGCUGGAUUUUUUCCCUCUCAUUAGAUUCUUUGAAAAAAUUUAAACUUCAGGUUUCUAAAUCCUGCCGUCAUAGUGUUCUUCCAUCUCUAUUCUCCUUUCAACAACUAUUUCAUCUAAUACUGGUUCGUUGCAUAAUCGUACCUCCUUUGACCUUCAAAGGCUUUGGCUGUCUCACAAUUCUGUUUUUUCAAGAAGUUACACUCUCUGAUGCAACAUUGAAAUGUUUGAUUUCUUCUUGCCCUGAACUACAAAGGUUGACAUUGAUUGAUAUUGAUGGUCCUACUCAUAUUCAACUUAGCAAUCCAAAACUCAAGUACUUGCGCAUCAGUGGAAAAUUCAUUCGUAUAUGCCUCAAAGAUUUAAAACUUUUAGUUCAUGCAUGUUUUCAUGCAACAACUGAGGCUCAUCCUGACCAACGCAAAACCUGCAAUUUUACCAACAUUUUUGGCUCUCAACUUGGUAUUCAAAAGCUUUACUUGGGAGGCUAUUUUCUACAGUCCUUAGCUUUUAGUGAUGUGGCACCGAGGCUUUCUUCUACUUAUGAUCAUUUGAAGACCAUCUUCUUCUCAUUAAACGCGGAGGAUAUGAAAGAAAUUUUAGUUGCUAUAUGUUUACUUAAUAGCUCCCCUAAUUUGCAAAAGCUUGCAAUCAUGUUGUGGCAUGAUAGGGAAUCUGCGAUUUUACCUAUCAUGGAUCUGCAAGAAGCAAAGGAUCAGUUGAAGUCUACAUUCAACAAACUCCGGGUUGUAGAUAUUUCCGAUGCCCUUGGCACGGAAAUUGAAUUGCUACUCAUUAAAUUUGUCCUUGCCAAUUCUCCAGUACUUGAGACAAUGAAAAUCAGUCAUGCAAUAGAGGACACUAACAAAGUAUUUACUUUGUUGAAAGAGUUGCUUCAAUUCAAAAGAGCUUCACCACAAGCGAAAAUUGUGUAAUUGAACGACUUGAGUUCCUAAAAGUGAUCCAAGUUGAUGACCACUUGAGUUA